Messenger RNA from Ascoidea rubescens DSM 1968, 2859 nucleotides. RefSeq names its product threonyl-tRNA synthetase. Lineage: Eukaryota; Fungi; Ascomycota; Saccharomycetes; Ascoideales; Ascoideaceae. The coding region runs from base 208 to 2427 and encodes 739 amino acids. Gene Ontology annotation, cellular component: cytoplasm. The record is from RefSeq and is a predicted model, not a curated record. Gene Ontology annotation, biological process: threonyl-tRNA aminoacylation. The transcript has a single exon. Gene Ontology annotation, molecular function: threonine-tRNA ligase activity; ATP binding.
GCAUCUGUGGCGGAUUUGAGCUGCUAUUGAUAUUUGGAGAUACUAUACUACUAUACUGUUGACACUUUUCAUAUUCUGAGCAUCUUGCAGCACCAUUUGAGUUGCAACAAUAGUUUUUUACAUUAAUUGAUUACUUAUCUACUUAGUUUGCUUGUUUACUUAUUUACUUGUUUACUUAUUUAUUUCAUUAAUUAGAUCAAUCUGACCAUGACAGCCUCUGAAGAGACAAAGGUUGACAAUGUCGCUGAAAAACUAGAAAGCGUGAAGAUCAAAGACCAAGUCGAUGACAAAAAACAGGCCUCCAAACAGGCCAAGUCCAAAGGAAAUGCUAAUGCUAAUGCUAAUGCGAAGUCCAAGCCAAAACUCAAGGCAAAGGGAAACCAAAACCCAUUGUUUCUUGAUCCACAACCAGAGUUCAUCAAGUCAAGAAUUGAGUUGUUUGAGCAGUUGAAAGCCGAAUACGACAAGGAAGUGGCAUUGAAACCCAGGGUUGCAAUCCAGAUCACACUCAAGGACGGCAAGACCGUUGAGGGAGUCUCGUGGGAGACGUCGCCAUUGGAGAUUGCAAAUGGCAUUGGCAAGUCGUUUGGCGAGAAACAGUGCAUUUCCAGGGUGAAUGGCGAGCUAUGGGACUUGGAAAGGCCCCUAGAGACAGACAGUAAGGUGGAGUUCUUGGACUUUGAGAGUGAGGAUGGGAGAAAGGUGUUCCACCACUCGUCAGCACACAUUUUAGGAGAGAGCUGCGAGUUGAAUUUGGGGUGUCUUCUAUGCCAUGGGCCCCCAGUGUCUGAUGGGUUUUUCUAUGACUUUGCUGUGGAGGACAGUGUGACACCAGACAAUUUCAGUGCGAUUGAGAAUGUGGCCAAGGUUGCCGUCAAGCAGAAACAGAAGUUCGAGCGAUUGGUGGUGUCGAAGGAAAACCUAUUGAAGAUGUUUGAGUACUCGAAAUACAAGACGUACAUGAUCCAAACCAAGGUUGCUGACAACUCGUCGACCACAGUGUACCGCUGUGGGCCAUUGAUCGACUUGUGCAUGGGGCCCCAUUUGACCAACACCGGGAAGGUGAAGAGCUUCAAGAUAUUGAAGAACUCGUCGUCGUACUUUUUGGCAGACAGCAACAACGACUCGUUGCAGAGAAUCUAUGGUAUUUCGUUUCCGGACAAAAAGCAGAUGACCGAGCACUUGAAGUUUCUUGCUGAGGCAGCUUCGCGAGACCACCGCAAGAUUGGGCGGGAGCAGGAAUUGUUUUUGUUCAAUGAAAUGUCGCCUGGGUCGUGUUUCUGGUUGCCCCAUGGGGCCAGAAUCUACAAUUCGCUAGUUGAGUUGCUAAGGUCGCAGUACAAGAAGAGAGGGUAUGAAGAAGUGAUCACGCCCAACAUGUUUAACUCCAAGUUGUGGGAGAUUUCGGGGCACUGGGGCAACUACAAGGAAAACAUGUUCACGUUUGAUGUGGAAAAGGAGCACUUUGGAUUGAAGCCCAUGAACUGUCCUGGGCACUGCAUCAUGUUCAAGUCCAGAGAGAGGUCAUACCGGGAGCUUCCCUGGAGAGUCGCUGAUUUUGGGGUGAUCCACCGAAAUGAGUUUUCUGGAGCAUUGAGUGGGUUGACGAGGGUGAGACGAUUCCAGCAGGACGACGCCCACAUCUUCUGCACCGAGGAGCAAAUUGGCAGCGAAAUAUCGAACAUCUUUGAAUUUUUGAAGUAUGUGUACGGGAUCUUUGGGUUUGAGUUCAAGAUGGAGUUGUCGACAAGACCUGAGAAGUAUGUUGGUGAGAUCGAAACAUGGAACAGUGCUGAGGCCAAGUUGGCAGAGUCACUCGAUGCCUGGGGAGGUAAGUGGGAACUCAACGAGGGAGAUGGAGCAUUCUACGGGCCCAAGAUCGACAUCAUGAUCUCAGAUGCAUUGCGAAGAUGGCACCAGUGUGCAACUAUCCAGUUGGACUUCCAGUUGCCCAACCGAUUUGGGUUGGAGUACAACUCUGAGGACUCGAACAAGGUGUCCAGGCCUGUUAUGAUUCACAGGGCCAUCUACGGGUCCAUUGAGAGAAUGACAGCCAUUUUGACGGAGCACUAUGCUGGCAAGUGGCCCUUCUGGUUGUCGCCCAGACAGAUAUUGGUUGUUCCUGUGGGAGUGAAGUACUUUGAGUAUGCGCAGCAAGUGCAAGAGCAGUUGAAGAGCGAGCAUGGGUUCUGGGCCGACGUUGAUGUGUCAGGCAAUACGUUGCAGAAGAAGAUUCGAACUGGGCAGAUGCAACGAUACAACUUCAUCUUCAUUGUGGGUGAGCAGGAGAUGGAGUCCAAGUCAGUGAACAUCCGAAACCGCGACAUCCAAGAUUUGCAGACCAAGAACGAGAUGGUGUUGUUGGCAGAUGUGAUUCCCAAGUUGGUGAAGCUCAAGGAGGACAAGAGAGAUGACAACAUAUUAUAAAGCGAUGAAGCCAUAGAGUAUGGAGUUUAACAGACAUUAAUUUAAAGAAUUUGAAGAAUUUAAAGAAUUUAAAGAUUUGUGUUGUUUGUUUUGCAUUUGUAUAUGCUUGUUUUAUACUUGUUUUAUGUUUAAUCAAUUCUCAAUUCUCAAUUCCCAAUUUCAGUUACCAAAUCUCGAUUCAAGAUUUAAUUCAAUAACCAAAAUUAUUUGCAACAGAACUGUUGUUUGUAUUGUUUGUAUUGUUUGUGUUGUUUGUAUUGUUUGUGUUGUUUGUGUUGUUUGUGUUGUUUGUGUUGUUUGUUUUGUUUGUGAUUUCCGUUUUUAAUUCAUAGUUCAGUCGACAUUAAGAUCAUGAUUUUGUCAUCUAGUAUAGUAUUAUAUAUAUGAUCAACAAUACCAUUGCAUCAUUGUCAUUCAGAUUUGUAUCGUAAA